This is a messenger RNA of Corylus avellana, 2070 nucleotides long. RefSeq names its product peptidyl-prolyl cis-trans isomerase FKBP62. NCBI's taxonomy places the organism in Eukaryota, Viridiplantae, Streptophyta, Magnoliopsida, Fagales, Betulaceae. The record is from RefSeq and is a predicted model, not a curated record. Gene Ontology annotation, molecular function: protein binding; peptidyl-prolyl cis-trans isomerase activity.
CAGACUGUUUGAGAUUUCAGAACUCUCCAGACACUCCACGUCACCUUCCUCUUCCUCCCCUCUCUCGGCCAGCUUUAAAAGCCAGCAUCUCACAGGCGUGUGAUGGCAAAACCAAGAAAGCAUUAGUCUCGUAUUGCGCUCACUGCCUCUGAUAUCUCUCUCGCGUUCUCUCUGUUUCAUUGCAAAACUCGUAUACAGCCUUAAUUAGCCAUGGAUGACGACUUCGAGUUCCCGGCAGCGAGCGAUGCGAACAUGGACGAGGAAAUGGACAUUCCGGAGGAUGUCCCAAGCGGCCAGAUUCUCAAGGUGGGUGAGGAGAAGGAGAUUGGGAAGGCGGGGCUGAAGAAGAAGCUGGUCAAGGAGGGUGAAGGCUGGGAGACUCCUAUCACAGGGGACGAAGUUGAAGUUCAUUAUACAGGGACGUUGCUUGAUGGAACUCAGUUCGACUCGAGCCGUGAUAGGGGGAUCCCAUUCAAGUUCAAGCUUGGCCAAGGACAAGUGAUCAAGGGAUGGGAUGAAGGUAUCAAAACCAUGAAGAAGGGUGAAAAAGCUAUUUUCACCAUUCCUUCUGAGUUGGCCUACGGCGAGUCUGGAUCCCCUCCAACUAUCCCACCCAAUGCUACUCUUCAGUUUGAUGUGGAGUUGCUGUCUUGGACUAGCGUCAGGGACAUAUGCAAAGAUGGGGGUAUUUUCAAGAAAAUACUUGCUGAAGGGGAGAAAUGGGAGUACCCAAAAAACUUGGAUGAAGUUUUUGUUAAGUAUGAAGCUCGGCUUGAAGAUGGAACACUCAUUUCGAAAUCUGAUGGGGUGGAGUUCACUGUUGGAGAUGGCUAUUUCUGCCCUGCCCUGGCAAAAGCUGUGAAAACAAUGAAGAAAGGAGAGAAAGCUCUCUUGACAGUGAAGCCACAAUAUGCAUUUGGGGAGAUGGGUCGACCAGCAUCUGGUGAAGAAGUUGCUGUGCCUCCAAAUGCCACGCUCCAGAUAACUCUUGAGUUGAUCUCUUGGAAGGCUGUUUCUGAUAUUACCAAAGACAAGAAAAUUUUGAAGAAGACCUUGAAGGAGGGAGAGGGAUAUGAGCGCCCAAAUGAUGGGGCAGUUGUUCAAGUGAAACUAAUUGGCAAGUUGCACGAUGGGGCUAUCUUCACAAAGAAGGGUUAUGAUGAGGAGCCAUUCGAAUUCAAAAUCGAUGAAGAACAAGUUAUUGAUGGUCUUGAUAGAGCUUUGAAAAACAUGAAGAAGGGAGAAGUUGCUCUGGUGACUAUUCAACCAGACUACGCUUUUGGACCAUCUGAAACACAGCAAGAAUUGGCAAUUGUUCCUGCCAAUUCAACUGUACAUUAUGAAGUUGAGUUGCUCUCCUUUGUGAAGGAGAAGGAAUCUUGGGAGAUGAACACGCAGGAGAAGAUUGAAGCAGCUGGAAAGAAGAAGGAAGAAGGGAAUUCAUUGUUCAAGGCUGGUAGAUAUGAAAGAGCGUCAAAGAGAUAUGAAACGGCUGUAAGGUUCAUCGAGCGUGACACUCCUUUCAGUGAUGAGGAGAAGCAGCAGGCGAUGGUGCUUAAAACUACCUGCAAUCUUAACAAUGCAGCCUGCAAACUGAAACUCAAAGAGUACAAGCAGGCUGAGAAGCUUUGUACAAAGGUUUUAGAACAUGACAGUAGAAAUGUGAAAGCUCUGUACAGGAGGGCGCAAGCAUACAUGCAACUUGUUGACUUAGAUUUGGCAGAGCUGGAUAUCAAGAAGGCUCUUGAGAUAGACCCAAAUAACAGGGAUGUAAAACUGGAAUACAAAACUUUGAAGGAGAAAGUGAGAGAGUAUAACAAGAAGGAUGCCCAGUUUUAUGGCAGCAUAUUUGCAAAGAUGAACAAAUAUGAGCAAGCAAGAUCAUCGAAUGCAGCAGCAAAGCAGGAGGCAGCACCAAUGGCCAUUGACGGCAAGGCAUGAAGCCCUUCAUCUCUCUCUCUCUCUCACCAGAACCAAAUAAUAAUCGAGGCUUGUGAUUAAGAUUUGUAUCAGUUGAGAGUGAAAAAUAAAGAAAUCUAAUGCUUUUGACUCCAAUCGCCAGCUAGAGUA